Molecule: messenger RNA, 773 nt
Organism: Ruditapes philippinarum (Manila clam)
Lineage: Eukaryota; Metazoa; Mollusca; Bivalvia; Venerida; Veneridae
Product: protein scribble homolog
Biological process (GO): neurotransmitter receptor transport, endosome to postsynaptic membrane; neurotransmitter receptor transport postsynaptic membrane to endosome
Cellular component (GO): postsynaptic membrane; adherens junction; postsynaptic density
Molecular function (GO): protein binding
Source: RefSeq, a predicted model, not a curated record
GAGGAAGAAGACAUGGAUGAUGAGGAAUACACAUAUCAGGAAAGGACCGUAGGUUUUACACAGGACCUUGAUUUCGACGAGGACGAGCGCAAAACGCCUCUACGUAGACGUGACACGCCGCAUCAUAAAAAAGGCAAGAGAAUAGUCAUAUCAGAUGAUGCUAAAGAUAGGGUGCUGGAAAUACUUGCAAAAACUACACAAAAAGAGCUUGAGGAGCAAGAAAUAAUAGAGGAGGAAUACACAAUAAAUAUACACCGGGAACCAGGACAAGGUCUGGGCAUCAGUAUUGCUGGGGGUAAGGGCUCAACCCCGUAUAAAGGUGAAGAUGAGAGUAUCUUUAUUUCGAGAGUUUCGGAAGAUGGACCAGCUGGUUUAGCAGGAAUUAAAGUAGGAGACAAGCUCAUGUCUGUAAAUGGUAUAGUUCUUAAUGACUCGGACCAUUACGAGGCUGUAGAUGUAUUAAAGGGCAGUGGUAAUGACAUCACUAUGGUGGUUGGCAGGGAAACAAUCAUCACACGGAAGACAGAAGAUGAUGAGGAAGAAGAUGAAGAAGUGACAGAAGAACAAAUACAGGCUCAGGAAGAUGUGAAUGUACAUCUACAGGCAGAGAAUGUUACUCAACCAGCUAUGACUGCCAGUUUCGCAACUGUUACUUUUGAACCUGAGCCUGGAACCGAUGUAUAUGGGGAGAAGAUAGAAACGGUGCUUCACCGGGAUGCUGGAGGUCUUGGGUUCAGUAUUGCUGGAGGUCGGGGAUCUGUUCCAUAUAAAGG